Molecule: messenger RNA, 417 nt
Organism: Prorocentrum cordatum
Lineage: Eukaryota; Dinophyceae; Prorocentrales; Prorocentraceae
Source: the annotation of a GenBank genome assembly
AUGGUGCACCUGCAGCCGGAGCCCGUGGAUUCCACGGCUGGCCAUUACCUGGAUCUCCCCGUCGGAGUUUCCACCGGCGUCAUAUUUGGAGGAGCACCGGCGACGAGCCGGGGCGCUGCUGGUCACGCCGCCCUCGUCAGGGGCCCAGACGCUGCGGCUGCCGGGCUUCCCCGUGACCAGCUGCGCGCUGGCCCCAGCCCAGCCAUUCGAGGAGUUCUGCUUCGGCCAGGCAGCCACUGGGCCAACGUGUUCUUGGCGUGCGCGUCGCCCCGGCCGGUGGAGGUAGGCGACAGCGUCGAAGUCUCCACGGACAUCGACUUGGUUCCAGAGGUGCCGGUCUACAGAGUGAGCGCUACCUUAUGCAGUACCAGAUCAAGCCAGGAGGUUGUUGAACUCGUAUCUGAUGCGGUGUUCUGA